GUCCCUUCAUGUUCCCUUCAUAAGACUAAACUACUUCUUCUUCUUCAUAUCAUUUCCCUUUUUUUUUUCUUCUUAAAUUUAUAUUCGAAACUACAAAAUUUUCGACGGAUUUUAUUUGUCGAGGAGAGAGAAAAUGGGAAAUGGUUGCUGCUUCGGUGAGGCUGGAGGAAGAAUGGCGGUUGGUAGUAGCAUGACUGGUCAACACAAUCAUCCAAGUGAUGGUCCAAACGACGCCGUUAGUCUCUUCCUUAAGUCUCGCGGCUACCAUGGUCUCUUCUCUCAGAUCGAGCUGUCAUUGUCAGCUUCAAGCUUACGUGAUCGAGAUGUGCUUUCGAAGAGUGAUCCAAUGGCAGUAAUUUAUAUGAAAGGAAGAAAUGGUAGACUUGAAGAACUUGGACGGACCGAAGUUGUAUCCAAUUCACUAAAUCCUACAUGGAUUGAAAAGGUCAACGUAACGUAUCAUUUUGAACUUUUGCAGACAUUAACGUUUCGUGUUUAUGAUGUUGAUACUCAGUUUCACCACGUAGAUGUACAGAUGCUUAAAUUGGAUGAGCAGCAAUUUCUGGGUGAGGCUUCAUGUACAUUGUCAGAGAUAGUUACCAGAUCAAACAGAUUAUUGACAUUAGACCUUGCGCAACAUGAGGACAUUAUGAAAGCAGCCCAUCCAAAAAGCUAUGGAAAGCUCACUAUUCAUGCUGAAGAAUCUAUUAACUCAAAGAUCACAACUGAAAUGAUAUUAAGGUGUUCAGAGUUGGAAAAUAAGGAUCUCUUCUCGAAAAGUGAUCCAUUCUUAGUGAUAUCUAAAAUUGUAGAGAGUGGCAUUUCUAUUCCAAUUUGCAAAACAGAAGUCAUAAAGGAUGAUUUGGACCCAACCUGGAAGUCCGUGUUCCUUAAUAUUCAACAAGUCGGAAGUAAGGAUAGUCCAUUAACAAUCGAGUGCUUUAACUUUAACAGCAAUGGGAAGCAUGAUUUGAUUGGGAAAAUCGACAAAUCACUGGUUGAUCUUGAAAAGAUCUAUUUGAGUCAGACUGGUGCAAAUCUAUAUCUACCUGCUGCUGCUGGACAUGAUUAUCACAAUAAGGUCUUGAAAAGUCAACUCUUUGUGGACAAGUUCUCAGAGAGUGUCCAAUACACUUUCCUUGAUUACUUGGCUGGUGGAUGUGAGUUGAAUUUUAUGGUGGCCAUUGAUUUUACAGCUUCAAACGGGAACCCCCGCCUCCCUGAUUCCCUGCAUUACAUUGAUCCAUCAGGUCGCCCAAAUGCAUACCAGAAAGCAAUUCAGGAGAUCGGGGGAUUGUUGCAGUUUUAUGAUUCAGACAAACGCUUUCCUGCCUGGGGUUUUGGAGCACGUCCUAUUGAUGGUCCUGUUUCUCAUUGCUUCAACUUGAAUGGAAGCAGUAAUUACUGUGAGGUUGAAGGGAUUCAAGGAAUCAUGACAGCAUAUAUAAGUGCUCUAUUCAAUGUUUCACUUGCUGGGCCAACCCUUUUUGGUCGUGUUGUUACUGUUGCAGCUGAUAUUGCUAGUCAGGCUCUUGUAGAAGGACAACAAAAAUACUAUGUUUUACUAAUAAUCACGGAUGGUGUGAUAACAGAUCUUCAGGAGACGAAAGAUGCUAUUGUAAAGGCAUCUGAUCUGCCAUUGUCAAUACUCAUUGUGGGAGUCGGAGGAGCUGAUUUUAAGGAGAUGGAGUUUUUAGACGGAGACAAAGGAGAGAGACUUGAGAGUACAAGUGGGCGUGUUGCAUCCCGUGAUAUUGUGCAAUUUGUGCCAUUCCGGGAUGUCCAAGGUGAAGAGGUCUCCAUGGCUCAAACACUUUUAGCAGAAUUGCCCUCACAAUUUUUAAGUUACAUGCGGACCAGGGGAAUUGAACCCAAAAGCAUGAUAUUGUGAUAACUGUACAUAUGAAUAUUUGGUUUUGAUUUGUGCUUUCGGUGGUGAAUCGAGUCAAAAUUAUCAGCUCGAUGCCCAAUUGUCCAUUAUUUUUGUUUUGUUAUAUUUCCUUUCUUUUCCCCCUUUUUUAUUAUUAUUUUUUUAAAAUUGUGUCACCUUUGAAAGGGGGCAGAUGAGAAAAGGGGUGAUCCCUUGUGUAGUAGGCAGAAACUAUAUUCCUAUGUCAUACAAAGCAAUGUUUGUUCUUUAUAUUACAGGUGUAAAUAUUAUGUUUUCAA
This is a messenger RNA of Beta vulgaris subsp. vulgaris (sugar beet), 2169 nucleotides long. Its product is annotated as protein BONZAI 1. Gene Ontology annotation, cellular component: plasma membrane. Gene Ontology annotation, molecular function: calcium-dependent phospholipid binding. Gene Ontology annotation, biological process: cellular response to calcium ion. The record is from RefSeq and is a predicted model, not a curated record. The transcript has 16 exons. Bases 134 to 1891 code for a protein of 585 amino acids. Lineage: Eukaryota; Viridiplantae; Streptophyta; Magnoliopsida; Caryophyllales; Amaranthaceae.